Passer montanus (Eurasian tree sparrow) is the source of this 768-nucleotide messenger RNA. RefSeq names its product retinol dehydrogenase 16-like. The record is from RefSeq and is a predicted model, not a curated record. Gene Ontology annotation, molecular function: oxidoreductase activity. The transcript has 2 exons. The annotation marks the transcript as partial. NCBI's taxonomy places the organism in Eukaryota, Metazoa, Chordata, Aves, Passeriformes, Passeridae.
UCCCGGUAGUGCCCGGAGGCCCAGCGGUAUCUCCGCGAUCCUUGCCCCGGGGGCCGCAAAUUAAUAAUUAACAGCGGCCCGAGGGCAAAGCCAAGGUCGGGACGAACCUCUCCCGGUCGCGUCGUGCUCCCCAUCCCGGUGCCGGUGCCAGCGGCGGGGAUGUGGCCGUACGCGGUGGCCGUGCUGCUGGCGCUGCUCCUGCUGCGCCGCUGGCACCGGGAGCGGCAGCCGGUGCCGCGGCUCUCGGAGAAGCACGUGCUGAUCACGGGAUGCGACAGCGGCUUCGGGAAGCUGCUGGCCCGGCAGCUGGACGCGCGGGGGCUGCGGGUGCUCGCCGCCUGCCUGACGGACAGCGGCGCCGCGGAGCUGCGGGCGGCCAGCUCCGAGCGGCUGCACACCGUCCUGCUGGAUGUCACCUGCAGCAAGAGCAUCGCCCGUGUCGCCGCCUGGGUCCGGGAGCAUGUGGGUGAUCAAGGGCUCUGGGGGCUGGUGAACAACGCCGGCAUCGCCAUCCCCACGGCCCCGAACGAGUGGCUGAGCAAGGAGGACUUUGUCAAGGUGCUGAACGUCAACCUGGUGGGGCUGGUGGAGGUGACGCUGAGCCUGCUGCCGCUGCUGCGGCGGGCGCGGGGCCGCGUGGUCAACGUGGCCAGCGUGAUGGGCCGCGUGUCCUGCUUCGGGGGAGGCUACUGCAUCUCCAAAUUCGGCGUGGAAGCCUUUUCUGACAGCCUCAGGUACGGCUGCUGCAGCCCCCGGAGCUCUCCCGGU